Messenger RNA from Mustela erminea (ermine), 346 nucleotides. RefSeq names its product caspase recruitment domain-containing protein 19-like. The annotation marks the transcript as partial. Gene Ontology annotation, cellular component: mitochondrion. Lineage: Eukaryota; Metazoa; Chordata; Mammalia; Carnivora; Mustelidae. The transcript has a single exon. The record is from RefSeq and is a predicted model, not a curated record.
UACAUCCUGUACAUCCACGCCCAGCUCCUGCACAGCCGUCUGCCCAGCUGGCUUGCCCUGCAGAACUCAGAUUGCACAGAGCUAGACUCAGGCACCGUGGGCCGCGAGCUCAGUGACAGGGGACCCGUGGCCUUCUUGGCCUGCCUCAGCCUUGCUGCAGGGCUGGCGCUCCUCGUCUACUGCUGCCUUCCAGACCCUAAGGUGCUGCCGGGGGCCCGGCGUGUCCUGGGCUUCUCCCCAGUCAUCGUCCACAGGCACAUCAGCUGCUUCCUGCUGGCCUUCCUCACAGAUGACCUGGGAGGGCUCUGAUGACCCCUGCCUGCCCACCACCUACCAAAGAAGUCCC